Linum tenue is the source of this 7022-nucleotide messenger RNA. The record is from the annotation of a GenBank genome assembly. Lineage: Eukaryota; Viridiplantae; Streptophyta; Magnoliopsida; Malpighiales; Linaceae.
GUCUGCAAUCAACCCUUAAAACUUUCUUUAAUUUGUUGCUCUCACCCAGGAUAAGAUAAUAAAAGUUGUCGAAAUAUUGAAGACCACCAGUAGUGCAUCUUCUUUUUCCCUUUCUUUUCCUAUUUCCUCUGCUUUACUGAACUUUCUUUCAUUUCUUCCCCUGUUUUUUAAAGCUCAUAUAUCACAUUCUUGCCGACAGCCCUCAACUUUGCUUGGCAUUAUUUAGUUCAAUCACUCGAGCCAGCGAUUCGCCGUGACGGCCGUGCCGGCGGGUGAUCGAGGAUGUACGUGACGAGGCCGCUCUCGCUGUUCAGAAAACACCCGAGCACUCUGUCCAUGGAUCCGCCGGAAGGUCCGUACACAGGGUAUUUAGUGGUGACCGACGAGGAAGCAGAAGCUCAGGACAGCUCCUGCUGGGGAAUUUGCAAGGACAGGAGGAUCAAGAAGCUGCCUCUCCCUCAGGACAGAGUCAUCAGCUUGCUCCACAUCUCCGAUUACGGCGAGGAGAUCGACCUGGUGAAGAAGCUCUGGUUCCUUCCUGUUCUUGAUCGGCCACUUUCUUCCAACUGCUACUACGUUAUCAAAGCCAACGGCCGCUCCCGCAAAGGGCAAGCUUACAGAAGCUCGAGGGAGAGCGACAUGGGUAUAUGCUGCUUCGAAGGAGUGAUCAGAGACAAGAAACCGAAACCCUUCGACUACACCAACAUAUACACUCAAUUCACCAUCCACCGCCAUCACAAGCACAGCUUCACCGCCAAAUCGCUCGCCAUCGACGGCCUCCCGCCGCAGUUCCUUCGGAAAAAGGGAUGGAAGCUCAGAGCAUCCAGAGCCCACAAGAAACUACACCUCACCGAAGCGUCAGGGCUCGACAAAUCCCUCAGAUCACACCUCCCGAGCCUCCUCGACUUCCCGAUCCACAAAACCACUUCGCCUCCCGUCGCCGUGGGGAAAUGGUACUGCCCCUUCGUGUUCGUAAGGGAAGAUCGAGCCACAAUCAAAGAGCAAUUCAAGUUUUCCAGGGUGUACAGAGUGACCCUGGAGAGGUACUGGCAGGAGAUAUUCUCCUGUAACAACGAUACGACAAAUCGCGGUUUUGACUGCACUGCGCGUGACGGUGUGGAAGAAGAAGGGAGGAGUGUGGUGGCAGUGGUGAAGUUUAGAGUGGCGAUCGGGAGGAGGGCGGAUUCGGUGUACGGGAGGGAGGCUACGGCGGCUGCCGCGGCGGUGGCGGGGGAUGAUGGUGGUGAUGGGAGGAUGGUUUGGUUCAGAAGCAGGGGAAUGAGAAACAGGGGAGAUGCAGGGAGGUGUCGUGUGGGGUUGAACAUGGCGGUGGUGAAGAAGAUGGAGUGGGUGAUGGAGGAAGGAGGGUGGAUUGGUGGAGGAAGGGAUCGGGUGGUGAGGGUGGAGAAGGAAGUGGAGAUUGGGGAGAGUGAUGGGUGGAGGAGAUUCUGUUGCUAUGUGCUGGUGGAGAGCUUUGUGUUGAGGAGGAUGGAUGGGACUCUGUCAACUUCCAAAGGUUCGGUUCUACCUACUUCCACCAGGAAAAUCUACUCAGUACUCACAGUACCAGAAAAGCUUUUAAUGGCGGCUUCUCCAUUCCCUGCGAACUCACCGCUUCACUUCUCCACACCGUCCACCGCCGACGUCAGAAAAGCUCACAAUCACCGGCGGCUUGGCUCCGGUCGUGUUACCCAGAAGAGAAACAAUGUCGCUUGCAGAGUGGAGAUUCCUCGUCGAUGGUACAACCUUGUCGCGGAUCUUCCCAUUAAACCCCCGCCGCCAUUGCAUCCCAAAACUUUCGAACCCAUCAGCCCUCAAGAUUUGUCGCCGCUCUUCCCCGAUGAAUUGAUCAAGCAGGAAGCUUCCACCGACAAGUUCAUCGACAUCCCAGAAGAUGUCGUCGACAUUUACCGCCUCUGGCGGCCGACUCCUUUGAUCAGAGCAAAGAGAUUGGAGAAGCUUUUGGACACGCCUGCAAAGAUUUACUACAAAUAUGAAGGUGGCAGCCCAGCUGGUUCCCACAAACCGAACACUGCGAUUCCUCAAGUUUACUACAAUGCGAAACAAGGAGUGAAGAAGGUUGUGACGGAGACUGGUGCUGGCCAGUGGGGAAGCUCCCUCGCCUUUGCUUGCAGCCUCUUUGGUCUCGAUUGUGAGGUAUGAUGAGAUUCUUCGCAAUUCAUUGUGUCAGUCAAAAUCGCGCUUUAAAACCUUAGGUUAUCAAAACGCUUCUAUAUUGAGUCGUGUUUGUCACUUACAAUUGUAGUGAAAAUCUACGCUUUAAAGUUUAAAAGCUUACAUUUUUACGCUACUAGGUCAUCAGAACGCUUCAGUAAUCUCGUGUUAGUUUGAUCUCCUUUGUUGCAGGUGUGGCAGGUGCGGGCUUCCUAUGACCAGAAGCCAUACCGCAGGCUGAUGAUGGAGACAUGGGGAGCAAAAGUGCACCCUUCUCCAUCAACUGCAACAGCCUGUGGGAGGAGUGUUCUCGACAUGGAUCCCACGAGCCCAGGAAGUUUAGGAAUAGCAAUCUCAGAAGCUGUGGAAGUUGCAGCAGCAGAUCCAGGGACCAAAUACUGCCUGGGGAGUGUGCUGAAUCAUGUUCUCUUGCACCAGACUGUGAUAGGAGAGGAAUGCCUGAAGCAGAUGGAAGCGAUUGGCGAGACGCCUGAUGUGAUCAUAGGGUGUACAGGUGGAGGGUCUAAUUUUGCAGGCCUGAGUUUCCCCUUCAUCAGGGAGAAGCUGGAAGGGAAGAUGAACCCUGUGAUACGAGCAGUCGAGCCUGCAGCGUGUCCUUCGUUGACGAAAGGGGUUUAUGCUUACGACUAUGGCGACACGGCUGGGAUGACUCCGUUGAUGAAGAUGCAUACUCUGGGGCAUGACUUCAUUCCUGAUCCCAUUCAUGCUGGUGGGUUGAGGUACCAUGGCAUGGGACCUCUGAUAUCUCAUGUAUAUGAACUUGGGUUCAUGGAAGCAAUCUCCAUCCCUCAAAUCGAGUGCUUCAGAGGUGCCAUACAAUUUGCUAGAAGUGAAGGGCUGAUACCUGCGCCAGAACCAAGUCAUGCAAUCGCAGCCACCAUUAGAGAAGCUCUCCGUUGUAAGGAGUCUGGAGAAGCAAAGGUCAUUCUCAUGGCAAUGUGUGGACAUGGCCAUUUUGAUCUGACAGCAUAUGAGAAGUACUUGAAAGGAAGUAUGGCUGAUCUGUCGUUUGACGAGGAGAGAAUACAAGCAUCACUGGCUAAAAUACCUAAAGUUGCGGCAUGAAAGCAACAACCGUAACUUCUACCAAGUACUAAAUCGACCUCUUAAGAUUGAUCUCUUGGUGCAUCCAAGUUUUGUCUAAUACAGGCCUCUGAGAAAACAGCUAGAAACCCAAACAAAUUAUCUGAAUAGCAAUAAGCAUGUCGGAAUUUGCUUGUUCGAGUGUUAUUUUCCCUUUUAUUCAGUCCAGGAGCAUGGUCAUAGACAUUCAACAGUAGUACAAUUCAGCUUCGACGGAUUCCAGUUUGAACGAAAAUUACUUGCGAAAUGAGAUGGAAACAGCGAAAUUGUUCGAAAAGUCACCAUGAAGGGCCCAAAACUUUCUAUGUACAUUGAUCAUGUCAAAUGGUUUCGGCUUUGCUAUCUCUUCAGAUAAAUCCGUCGGAGAAGAUGUUCAGCUUCUGAAAUCCUCCCCAAGGGCUAACUUAUGAGUUUAGUGUAAGAAAUGACUUAAUGAUGCCCAUCAUUUCUCCACCUGGAAAUCGACCAAGACACCCCCUUGCUGCUGCUAUCUCACUGUAUUCGCAAACAGAAUCACCUUGAAAAGCCUUGAGCUGUUGUUCUCCAGAUCUCUCGUUGUGCAAGUCCUUACUAUACUCUUCACCGUGAUCUUUGACGAUUGGAAGAGGAAAUGAGUCGAGAGACGUUUCCAAAACCACGGAUUCCCCGCCCCUAGCACCCACAAAGUCUUUCAACUUGCAGAUUGCAAAUGGAACUGGUUCAAAGCUAUGAUCACCGUAUUCAACUGGGGUUGAGUGAUCUCCCGUGACACAAAGGUAAUAUUGAAAGUCUCCAGUGCAUUCUGCUUGCCAGAGGAGCUUGGCCAGCUGCCCUAUUGCUUUAUCCACAGCUUCCAAUCCCUUCACUUUGAAAAUGCUCGCUUUAUCAUGUCCUGCAUCAUCUAUUGCCUGAACGUGGAGAAACCCGAAAUCGUACCCAUCUGAUCGCCCUGGUUUGUGUUCAUCCUCUCCUGGUACAAAUACAUUGGGAGUUGAACUAGAAGGAGCACUAAGUGCCUUGGCUAUAGCAGUUGCUUUCGAAGUCAACAGUGUUCUAUAGUCUCCUGUUGCCCCAGGAGCUUCCAGAAUAUCAAUAUCCAAUGACAUGCCCAAGCCAGCUAUAAUUUUAGUUGGAGCCACCAUGCACGGCCAUAAUCCAUGCUUCUUUUCAAAUGAAGGAACCUGAAUUCGGAUACCACAUCCUCGUAAAAGGACAAGGUUGGCGAUGUUCUUCCCUUCUGCAGCUCUUUUGGAAUUCAGUGGGUGAGAAACUAAGAUUUUCGAGAUCUCCCUAGAUAAUUCAUUAACAACAGCAGCUGUAUGUUUCGCCUCAUCAGUAUCGUCUAAAGCUUCAGCCUUCAGAAGGGGACGGUUGUCCUUAAGUGGGUCAGUUCCGGAUAUGUUUCCACUCAACUUUGGCCCUUUGACAACAACUCCACAUCUAUGUUCUGUGGCAUACCUAACCCUAACCUCAUACUCGGGGAAAGAUGGCAACUUCAUGCCAUCCAAUGCUUCACAUAGGAUCGGGCCUUCUUCUUCAAAAUGCCUGUCAGCUCUUCUACUGGUAACUAUUCCAGUUUUCUCAUCCAAUGUUGCAAAGUUUGACUUAAACGCAAUAUCACCAGGUGACAUCGCCAAUCCAGCACCCAUAGACUCGAAUGCGCCUCUACCCCUGUAGUACACUCGAGGAUCAUAACCCAGUAAAGAAAGGUGUGCAGUGUCACUCCCGCAACCAAGACCGACUUCAACAGGGUCCAUCAGACCAUUUAUUCCAGCCGAUGCAAUAGCAUCCAGGUUGGGAACACAGGCUGCUUCCAGAGGAGUCUUGUAACCCAACCUUGGCAAUGAAACGUCACCUAUUCCAUCAAUCAGCACAAAUGCAACUCUCCUCUUUGGACUACCCAUGACUCCAAUGACAGUAUCUUCCACUACCUUCUACUGAAGUUACACAGUUCAGUUGCCCUGAAAAGAAAUCUGGAAGAAGAACUGGGAAGCGGCUUAUGCACGAGAUGGCAUCUGAUUGCUCAUCAAAAUUUAAGAGACCAAAGGAAAAGGAAUCAACAAAAGAGCUCGAUGCCCAUCCAUUCCGCUGCCUUUAGCAUUGAAGUUAGUAAAGAGAAAAUUCGAUUUCCCAAAAGCCCAUGCGACUUGCCCAAAGACGGAAGGAAGAAAAUGCGGUGGAAAACCUGCCAUGCAUUAAGGUUCUACUUGUCUACCACGUAGUGGGCAGGGCAGGGCAGGGCAGGGCAGGGACGGGACGCCAUUAAAACAAGAACGGGAAAGUUACCCUUUUCGGAUUCCAAUCGAUCUCUGCAAGCAAUUCCGAUUUUUUCCCCUUCUCUUCUAAAAUUUUCUUACUUGUCGUGUUUAGCGCCAUUGAUUCUCGCGGCAUCACAGAGCUAAAUUGAAGAUGAAGACAAUGGCGGCUCGCCUUGUCCACUCCUCAAGCUCCUCCUUCCCUAAAUUGCUACCCACAGCAGCGAACAGGAGAUUACUGUCUACGACUUCUGAGAAAGUUGAAGGAUCCAGCGCCCAAAUCAAGGAACCAGGAGAUCAGCAAAAACUUCUUGUGCUCGGAGGAAAUGGGUUCGUUGGUUCACAUAUGUGCCAAGAAGCUCUGGCUCAGGGUCUGAGUGUCUCUAGCCUUAGUAGGUCUGGUAGAGCAUCUCUUCCUGAUUCUUGGGCUGAAAGUAUAGUGUGGCAUCAAGGAGACUUGCUUUCACCUGAUUCACUGAAGAAUGUGUUCAAUGGAGUGACUUCUGUGAUCUCCUGUGUCGGAGGUUUUGGAUCAAAUGCUCACAUGUAUGACAUCAAUGGAUCUGCAAAUAUGCAUGCUAUUACAGCAGCUGCAGAACAAGGUGUGAAAAGAUUUGUGUACAUCUCUGCCGCUGACUUUGGCUUGAUCAAUAAGUUACUUAGAGGAUAUUAUGAUGGGAAGAGGUCAACUGAGAAAGAGCUGAUGAAGACAUUCCCACAAAGUGGAGUAAUUUUGAGGCCAGGUUUCAUCCAUGGUGUUCGUAGGGUUGGGAGCCGGAACCUGAAUUUGAGUAUAAUCGGUGCUCCUCUAGAGAAGGCACUUCAACAUGCAAAGAUCCUGACCAAGAUCCCACUCGUCGGGCCUCUUUUUAUCCCACCUGUCAGUGUCGCGUCGGUGGCAAAAGUUGCUGUGAGAGCAGCAACUGAUUCGGACUUCCCUUCAGGAAUUCUUGAUGUAUAUGACAUUCGGGAGAAGAGCCUGGAAAAGUUGGAAUGAAGGGUGGGAGCACUGAAAGCAUUAGAAGUUCCCUUCCCUUCUCUUUUUGUUCAUUCCCAUCUCGAAGACUCGUCCUUUAUCUCUAUGUUGCAGAAUGGCAAUGGCUGCUUCCUCUGCUGAAGAAUUUGUAGGUAGGAUGAAAUUUCUUGAUUAAUUGAACGAGUUCCGUAGAAAGCUGCUCACUGGAAGAUUCAUCAUCAUUUGAAUACCCGGGGAUGCCAGAGAGUUGUUCUUUUCUUCUAUUGCACAUUGGUCUGCAAGAGCCUAGGUUCGUUAUGCCUGCAACUAGAUGGCUUAGUUAGUACCAAAGUACUCGACUGCGAGACUUUGUAUAAAUAACCCAUCAAUGUUUGAUCUAGGAUGCUGGAUUUCUUAAUUGAUCGACUGUGUGAAGUAGAUGUACUUGAAAACAGAUUGGAAGAAUGAACACAAUACUAUAAAGUGAACUGAUGGAUUCUAUAAUCAGUGUUUCUGAAACUAUACUUGUUCAAUAAAAAAACUGCCUACCGGAG